AUGGUUCACAUUGCCACCAGGCCAAAGAAGAUUCUCCAACUAUGGUUAUGGUACUGGGCUCCUCAAUAUUGCAGAGAGAACCCCAAGGAAUCUUUGCUAGUCGGAUCAAAAUUCUCGACAGGCGGCAAACUGGUUGCCAAAGGGGCGAGCGCUCCUGAAAAGGUGCCAAGAGGUUUUCUAGCGGUGUACGUGGGGGCAGAGCAACGGAGGUUUGUGAUUCCAUUGAGUUGCUUGUCAACGCCAGAAUUUGUGGGUUUGAUGGAUAAAGUUGCUGGGGAAUUUGGUUAUGACAGUCAAGGUAGUGGGCUGCAUAUUCCAUGCGAAGAGGAAGACUUUGAGGAAAUACUGCUAAGAUGCUUGAGAUUGCGAAGGGACAAGGCUUCUUCCACGAGCAGGAUCAAGAGGAGCAACACAUCGUCUUGA
Populus euphratica (Euphrates poplar) is the source of this 423-nucleotide messenger RNA. Lineage: Eukaryota; Viridiplantae; Streptophyta; Magnoliopsida; Malpighiales; Salicaceae. The record is from RefSeq and is a predicted model, not a curated record.